Messenger RNA from Caenorhabditis auriculariae, 4929 nucleotides. Lineage: Eukaryota; Metazoa; Nematoda; Chromadorea; Rhabditida; Rhabditidae. The record is from the annotation of a GenBank genome assembly.
AUGCGCGUUUGCGUGGUCGGCGCCGGGGCGUCGGGCCUCCCGGCGGUGAAGGCCUGUCUGGAAGAAGGGCUUGACGUCGUCUGCUUCGAGAAGACCAGCCAGGUCGGAGGCCUCUGGAACUACAGGCCUGAACAGAAGGAUGUCAGUUUUCUGAUUAUACCAUCAUUUUAGAAAAUAUAAUAUUUUGAGAUGAUAUUGAAUAAAACCUAUCAAGCCUACUAAAAACCUCCAAAAAACCAGAAGGAGAGGAUUUGAAAGCUUAUUAUGAAAAGCGUAAUCAAAACUCUGAUUCACAAAUUUGAGAAAAAAAAACUUAGGAAAGUUCUCAAAAAAAGUAUUUUCUGAGAAUUCUCAUUAGAGCGCGUUUGUAGUCUAUAUUCCCGCUAUAAAUAUUUCUCGUUAGAUUAUUCAAAUUUUUAGGGCGCCACCGUAAUGGAGACGACUGUAGUCAACACUUCCAAAGAAAUGAUGGCAUAUUCGGAUUUUCCGCCACCUGAGCAUUUUGCUAAUUUUAUGCACCACUCGAAAGUCAACGAAUAUCUCCAGGCCUACGCUGAUAAAUUCGAUCUUUUAUCGAAAAUUCGGUUCAACACUCCGGUUAAGAGGGUUGGUCUUCCAGCAGACCUUUGGUCGAAUAUAUAACUGCUCAAUGCGUUGCGGUUUCGCUAGGAUGCCUGGUUUUGCGCCAGACCAAAAACGAAUUGCACACUGAGGCUUCCUAGAUCGACCGCGACGCUUUGAGCCAUUCCAAAUGUGAUCAAGGCGUUCCUAAUCCGAGCUUCUUCAGAUAUCCAGGCAUCCCAACGGAGGCUACAGAAUCCAACUUUUCAAUGGCUCAGAAGAACAUUUUGAUAAAUUAAUGUUAUGUACAGGACAUCACGCUCAGCCUUACCAUCCCCAAUUGAGAGGUAGCGAAACAAUCUAUGACCCUUCUUCGCCCUCUUUUUCCUCACCGGUCAUUUCUGUUGGAGAGAGAGAGAGCAAGAGGACGCAGAGAAGUCAAAAGAUUAUAAGGUUAAAGUUUCAGAUAUUCAAAAGUUCCAAGGGAAGGUGAUGCACGCUUACGAGUAUCGGAAUAUGAAAGGAUUCGAAGAUAAAAAUGUCGUUUUACUGGGAAUCGGCAAUUCAGCCUUGGAUAUUGCUGUUGAUAUAGCGAAAAUUGCAAAAUCGGUAGGUUUUUUCCGGUAUUUAUCGAUAGUUCAUUCAUAAAUGAGUCUCAAUCUCUCUGACCUGUCUGUGCCCUUUUUCUCUCGUCAGAGAGGAAGACCUGAAAUCCGCCGAGAGAUGAGAGAGCGCAGACAGGUCAGAAUGCUGAAAUUCAUGACAAUGAAAGUACAUGAAAGGUAUGUCUAGGGGGCGCAAAGCCCCGCCCCUUCACGCCCCCAAAAUGAGGAUUUUUUUGUUGCAAAAACGGUUUUGAGGCGUUUAUACUAGCUAAAGUCCCACUUUAAAAAUGAACUGUUUCUGUUAAUCUAUGUAAUCGACAACGCUCUACAAGACUGAAUACUUUUUAAAACUAUGUAUUUUUUUCAAAAAAAUAAGCGAAAAAAAGUAAGAUUUAACACGAAAAAAACUGACAAGUUUCACAAAAAUCGUCGCGUUUCAGAAAACCAAGUGAGGAACGCUUCCAAAUUUUUUUAGUAUGUUAUACAUUAACACUUUCUUUAUUUUUUUGAGUAAAAAAAUAAAAAAAUCUACCGACGCGAAAAAAAAUAUUAAAGCUUGUAAAGUGACACCAAACUUUGAAGCUGAAAUGCGAAAAAAAUUUUUUUAGCGAUAUGGUAUACUUUUUUUAUUUGAUUUAAAAACUAACAGUGUGUCCAAAAAAAUAAAAAAAUUCAAAAUGAAAAUAAUUAUUGGGACAGCGAAUCAAAUUAUAUUUGAGUUUUACCAAAACCUCCUUUUUUUCGCCUGCCUCGUUGACGCAUGAGAGAAUAGGAUCGCGUUCAUAUUUUUUUGAUUAUGUUAUUAAGCGUUCAAAACUCUAUCAAUGAAAAAAAAUUAUAAAAAAAUCGAUCGACGCGAAAAAAAUAACGGCUUUGAAAACCUCGAAAAAAAUGGCAAUUUUUUGAAAUUUCGGAAGAUUUCGUGCAAGCGUUCGUAGCAGUGUUUGAGUCAAACACACCGAUGCGCCCCUUUUUAAAUGUCGCAGGAGCCGUUUUUUUCGGAGUCAAAUUUUACUUUUUUUCUUGUUUUAUUUUUUUAAAUAACAUUAUUUUUUUCAUUUUUUUCUUUUUUUCCAAACCAAAUGAUAAUAAUUUUUUUCCGAUUAGAAAAAAAGAAAAAAAUAAGGGGAAAAAAAUCCCUUUAACCUUUUUUUCUAGGUAGUUUUUUUGAUAUUUUUAUCAAAAAAAUUCUUAUGAGGAUUGUACAAAAGAUUUAUACCAAAAACAUGAGGCUCAGUUCGGACAACCUCUCAGAACAGAAAACCGAUUUAAAAAAACAAUCCAGAAACGCGCAAAAAAACAUUUAAAAAGAAAGCGUGCGGCAGCGGGUAAAACCGUGAGAUUUUUGCCUCCAGUUGUACGCCACGCGCGCUAGUUUUUUGGCCAUAACUUUUUUCUUAGUGGACCUUUUUUCAAAAACUAAACGGAUUAUGAAAAUGAACAGUCUCCUCUAUGGAACAAUGUAAAGCACAUAUUUUUUGAAUCGUUCUGAAGAAAUGGCUUGCGGUCCCUAGGUAUGUCUUGACAUUUGUUUCAGGUAACAAUUUCAACAAGACGAGGUACCUGGAUUUUCAACCGAGUCGCUGCUGGCGGAAUGCCUUAUGAUACCAUCUUUUUUACUAGGUUCGAUUUUUAAAACAUUUUUUGAACUGUCUGCGCUUUUUUUUCGCUCCCUUCACGAGAGCACGAGAGGACGCAGAGAGACCUAAAAUUUUUUGAAUGAAGUCAAUUUUCACUUUUAGGUACUACAAGUGGCUGAUGGGAAAAAUUCCUUGGACAGUUGCCAAUGAUUUCAUGGAGCACAAAAUCCAACAAAGAAUGGAUCACGACACCUAUGGAUUGAGGCCUAAUCAUAGGUUUGAUAGAGGCCAUUUAUAGUGGCUCGUCCGACUAGAAAUGACUUGCGCGACUUCUUAAAGCAGUAGAACAAGCCGCAACGCGGCCGCGACGCGGCCGCGACGCUUAGAAUUAUUCUAAAUGCGACGAUAAACUUUUUUGGCUUUGUCUAAAAAAGCCUACACGUCGUCAACCAAAACUGGAAGUUUUCCAAAUUAAUAGUCAACGAUUUUUCGCUACACAACUUCACCCGACUCCUCCAGGGACUGUAGACAAAAAUAAGUAGAGAGUGGGUCAGGCACAGAAAGAUAUAGUCUAGCGCGCAAGUCAUAGAAGGUCGGGCGAACAGACAAUAAAUUUUAAAAAUGAUGGAUGAACUCCAGUAAAAAAAUAUUUAGUGAUUUAUUUCAAAAAAAUUAGAGAAAUUUCAGAUUUUUUUCCAACAGCAUCCAACUGUAAAUGACGCCUUGGCCAAUCUCAUUUGCUCUGGUUAUGUUACUAUUGCUGUAGGUUUUUUUUCUUUUUACACUUCAUUAGGUUCGAAACUGUCUGACCUAUCUGCGCUCUCUUUUCUCUCACUUGUGAGUUCAUAGAAGAAGAUAAGUCAGAUGUUUCCAAAAUGAUAUUAGAUUUGACUUUUUUUUUCUUCAAAAUUUACUUUUGCAAUUUUUUUUCAGGAAGACGUGGACACAUUUACGGAAAAUACGGUUGUCGUGAAAAAUGGCCGCGAGUUUGACUGUGAUAUUUUCAUCACCUGCACUGGCUAUACCUUUGGCUUCCCUUUCGUUGAUGAGGAUAUCAUUCAAAUUAAGGUUUGAUAUUAAAACCAAAAAAAACUGGGGUAUCAAAAAUAUAUUUGAAUCGUUCUAAGCAAAGCUGUUCUCAGGGCGACCGCGGUCGACCGAGGGCCCCCCGACUUGCGGCGUAUUCGAGGGCGGCCGCGGUCGGCCUUUGGUAAGGGUCAACUCGGUCGACCCGUAGAUACAAAUUUUGUUUUGACUCCCGGUUUUUUGCGAAUUAUAAGAAAGCGCAAGUUUUACUGAAAUGAAAGUGAAACAAAAACCAUUUUUUAUCGAGCACAUAAAGAAGAAAAACCGAUGAAAUGAGAUAUUAAUCCAAAAAUUCAAUAGUUUCCUAAGUGGCCAGAACAAUUUACAGAACUAGAGAAAACAACUUGAUAAAUAAAAAUAAUUUGAAAUUUUCACAUCAUCAGGAAUUUCAUUUUCGCAAAAAAAUCAUUCAAACCACUAUUUGAAAUAUUAUUUUAUUUAUUUACAAAGAGAAAAACGAAAAAGAUGCGAAAAAGUGAAAUCAAAAAGCACGAUUUCUGUCAAAAACAAUAAAAUUAAAAUUUUCAUGGAUCAUAAAUAACUUAAAAACUCAGUUUCACUAUGAAAAACUAAAAUAAAAACAAAAAAUACGGAAAAAAAAAUCCUCGCGCUCGCUUCGGGGCCUGAAUGAAAACCGCUUCGCGGGCCGGGGCGCUCAGGGGCGCGUCGCGGUCGGGUUGGGGCGGCCUCGGCCGGGGUCGCCCCGACUUGAGAACAGCUCUGGUUCUAAGUUUGGUAGAUAUGUUAAAUACAGCAAAAAAAAAGCUUACGGCAAGCCGAAUUCCCAAGCCGUCUCCGAUCCAAGUACUACCGGCUCUCAACGUUGCUUAACUUGCCAGAUCGGACGGGAUGGCGUGUUUUCAACGUGAUGUGGUCGUAAGCGAAGGUGGAGGGCCUUUUUGAGACCAUAAUCUUACGCGGAACGGCCACUAUGUAGCGCUAUAUAUAUAUAUAUAUAUAUAAAAAAAUCAAGGAUUAUUAUUUAGUAUUUUUCUUCACUAAUUAAUCGAAAAAAAAUUUUUAUUUGAGCAUUUUUUAUUAUUGAAAGCUUUCAGAACCACGAAACACAACUCUACAAGUACGUUUUUCCCCACUGA